This is a messenger RNA of Penaeus monodon (black tiger shrimp), 2124 nucleotides long. It is a transcript of the gene bwa, whose product is annotated as alkaline ceramidase-like. Gene Ontology annotation, biological process: ceramide metabolic process. The transcript has 2 exons. Gene Ontology annotation, cellular component: membrane. NCBI's taxonomy places the organism in Eukaryota, Metazoa, Arthropoda, Malacostraca, Decapoda, Penaeidae. The record is from RefSeq and is a predicted model, not a curated record. Bases 222 to 1181 code for a protein of 319 amino acids. Gene Ontology annotation, molecular function: hydrolase activity, acting on carbon-nitrogen (but not peptide) bonds, in linear amides.
UGCAGAAAUGCGUAAAAAUGCUUCUCCAUUUUCCAUCGCAUAUUGAGCACCGCUCCAGAGACAUGAUUCUCCCAGGAAAACAAACCCUCAAGGACGUCACAGUAAUUCGUCCUUUGGUCCAGAUUGAACAGAUGGCGCCAUUGGUUGCGUAUGGAGGCAUAACGCGAAAACUGCCAUCUAUCGGCAAAAACAAAAUAAACCUUGGACCGUCCUGAUGUUAAAUGGCGUUUCGUGUUUAUUUUCUGCGUGUUCAGACGUGGUGUUGGUGCACCUGUCUUCAGAGGCGAUGGCGCGGAAUCAGUGUCAGUUUCGCAAAUCGCACCUGUAUAAGGAAUCAUCAACAAUGCAAGGUAGCGGUCGUGGACGUGAUGGCGGGGGCGGGCGUGCUGCUGCAGUGGGUGGGCGCGGGGACGUCGCCCGUCGACUGGUGCGAGGACAACUACACCGUCACGCCUCACAUCGCCGAGUUCGUCAAUACCGUGAGCAACGUGCUGUUCCUGGUGAUCCCCGGCGCAUGCAUGAGGCUGUGGGACAGCUACGCGCAGCACGUGUCGCGGGGCAUCCACGUGGUGUGGGUGUUCUUCACGAUCGUGGGCAUCUCCUCGGCCUACUUCCACGCCACGCUCUCCCUCCUCGGCCAGCUCCUCGACGAGCUCUCCAUCCUGUGGCUGCUCAUGGUGUCCUACGCGCUGUUCACGCCGGUGCACUUCCGCCCUCGGUUCCUGCAGGCCAAUCGGAGGAUGUACUACUUGGCCGUUUCGCUGCUGGCCAUCCUCAUCACGGGCUCGGCCUUCGUGCAGCCGGCGAUCAACUGCUACGCGCUCUUUGGCGUCGGGUCGCCGGCCAUCGCCAUGCUGACGGUGCAGGUGCGGCGGGCGAGCGACCCCGCCGUAAAGCGCCUGGGCAUGGUUACGCUGAGUGGCCUCGCCCUCGCCGCUACGGCCUGGGUUGGCGACCACAUCCUCUGCACCGUUCUCAGAGCCAUCGAUCUCGCCAUCCUCCACGGCCUCUGGCAUAUCCUCAUCUUCUUCAGCUCGUACAACACGCAGGUCCUCUUCUGCUACUUCCACGCCAUUCAAGAGGUGCCCGAGAAGAAGCCCACGCUAAGGUAUUGGCCGAACCGCUGGUGGGGGCUGCCAUACGUCUAUUGUCAGAGCUCCAGGCACGAUAAGACGCCUUGAAUUUGAAACACUCACUCGCUCAUUCACUCGCUCACCAUACACUCACACCUGCAAGGUGCACAUGAUUGCAAAACGCUUAUCACGCAUCUAGUCGGUAUUGCAAAGCAGUAGUCACAUCGACAAGAUCCUACUGGUGCAGUGAAGGAAGCGAAUCAAGCACUGCCCCAUGCUGCUGUUUUGACUAGUGUAUUAUACAGCUUGAAUUCGUUUAUUUUUUAUUUUCGUAAAAUGGUGCUAGGUGUCAAAGAACAUUUUUCUAUUUUUUAAAGAAGUAUCAAUUUGUGAAUUAGAUAUCAUUAUCUGCUAUAGUGUGUCUCUAUGCAUGUCAUUUUCUUUAUCCUUUUUAUAUCGCUCCUUCCAUCUCUCCCUCUUGACCUCUGUCCUCUCCUGCCCUGCCCUGUCCUCUUCUCCUCCCCAUUCCCUCCCUCCCUUGCCAUCUUUAGAAGUGAUUUCUUACAUAUUUAUGAAGUCAUUCCAUUCAUUAUUGUCUCAUUUAGUCCUGUGGCAUUCCACACUACCUAAAUAUUGUUCAGUGAUCCUACUGACUUGGUUCACUAAACUUAAUUAUAUUCUCACAUGUAAAUGCUCUUGAAAAUAUGAGCAUAUGUCUUACCUAUAAGAGUAAUAAGACCAUCUCCCAUUUUGGUAUCUGCUGUACAGUCUGGAUUACAUUUAGUUUAUAUGAAGUCAUCAUGAUGGAAAAUGUUUUGAAUAUUUAUUUAUUUUUUGCAAAGAAUAUUUAGGAUAUUUUCUGUUUGACUAGAUGACAUUUUAUGAAAAUAUUUUCCAAAAAAAAAUGCUUAGUGCUCUCUAGUUUUAUUGCAAAUGUACAAUUGUUUCUUUAGCAUAUAUGUGUAUUUUAACCAGAUGAUAGCUGCUAGAGCAUGUAUGGGAAGAUGAAGAAUGUAAGUGUGUAUUACAGCAAAGAACAGCCUGAAGUCUU